UCGCCCCUACGGCGGGAAACCAUACCUUUUUCCCCAAAACCUCCCUCCAAAAACACCAAUCACUUUCCCUCAAAUUCCAAUCCCCUAUUCUCUCGAACCCUAAACAUUCCAAUUCCAAUCCCAAAUCCCAAUUCAGCUCAAAAUCUUCCCUAUUCAUACAAAACUAGUGAAUAAAUUCAACUUGUAUUCCGUAAUUCAAUGGCGUUUGCUAUCGACGGAGACGCAAAACCUAAUCAAAAUCAGCAGCAGGUUGAUGACGUAGACGAUGAUAGAGACGAUAGAGUGACGCCGUUAAAAUACGUUCCGUUGUGCGAUGUUUACUCCGCUACUUCACCUUACGUCGGCGGCGCUACUGGAUCCAAAAAAGUUAAAGCCGCUCGCAAAAUUCUCCCACAUUUCGACACCGACGAUGAUCGCACCAAACAUUAUUCACACACACAUCACAGUUACUCAAUGUCCGCAACGAAACCACCGGUUACUCACUUCUACACUCGCCGCCGUAAAAGGAAACGACAGGAUGAACCCUCGUUUUAUGACUCGUUAGUGAACGAGUCUGGAUCAGUGAAAUUAGGUAGUUGCAAUGGCGAUGUGGGUGAAGAUGAGGGCGAAGAAGAGGAAGCUGGUAGAAAGUAUAAGGAGAAGCAGAAGAGGAAAGUGAGUGGGAAAUUAGGGAAUUUAUCCAAUGGCGAUAGAGAAGAUGAGGGCGAAGACAAGGAAAUGGUUGUAAAGAAUAAGGAAAAGCAGAAGAAGAAAGUGGGCAAUUCAAAGCUAGUUUUUCGGCCCGUGAAAAUAGGGAAUUUUGUGAAUGGAGAUAGAGAAGACGAGGGCAAAGACAUGGAAAAAGUUGUAAAGAGUAAGGGGAAACAAAAGAGAAAAGUGUUUAAUUCAAAGCUUGCUUCUCGGUCAGCGAAAUUAGCCAAUUUAUCGAAUGGGGACAGAGAAGACAAGGGCGAAGAUGAGGAAAUGGUUAUAAUGAGUAAGGAGAAGCAAAAAUUAGCCAAUUUUUCGACUGACAAUAGAGAAGACCAGGGGGAAACUGAGGGCGAAGAAGACAUAGUGGUUAUAAAGAACACGGAGAAGAGGAAGGUGGGGACUUUAGAAGUAGUGAAUAUGUGUGUCAAGAAUGAGAGGGACAAUGAGGGAGAAGAUGAUGAAGUAGUGGUCGUGAAGCAUAAUAAGAAGAAGAAGGAGAAGAAGAGGAGGAAGGUGGGUAGUUCGGAGCUAGCAAAUUUGGGAGUGGAUGAUAGUGUUAUGUUGAAUGAGUCUUGUUUGAGAGAAACUCGAAAUAGUGCUUGUAAAAAUAAAAUUGAUACCAAUCACAGUAAUAAUGACUGUAAAGAUUCUAACUUUAGGGGUAACAACAUUAAGAAGCGAAAAGAAAAUUCUGUUUUGGAGAAUCACUUGAGUAGCAAAAGCUCAGGGUCAAUUCGCACCAAGAAAUGGGUUUGGUUGAGUUUUGAAGGAGUUGAUCCCAAGAAAUUUAUUGGACUACAAUGUAAGGUGUAUUGGCCAUUAGAUGCUGAUUGGUACUCUGGUCGUGUAAUUGGGUACAACUCUGAGACUGAACGGCAUCAUGUGAAAUAUGUAGAUGGGGAUGAAGAGCAUUUGCUUUUAUCAAAUGAAAGGGUCAAGUUUUCUGUUUCACUUGAGGAGAUGAGCCGUUUGAAGUUGAGAUCCAGUGAUACGAGUCCUGAAACUGAUGGAAUUGAUGUUGAUGAGAUGGUUGUAUUAGCUGCUACUUUGGAUGACUGCGAAGCUCUUGAGCCUGGAGAUAUUAUAUGGGCCAAGCUGACUGGUCAUGCCAUGUGGCCGGCUAUUGUUCUGGAUGAAUCUCUUGCUGGUGGGCGUAAAGGUCUAAACAAAGUUUCUGGGGAAAAAUCUGUUCUUGUGCAGUUUUUUGGCACCCAUGAUUUUGCUAGGGUUAAAUUAAAGCAAGUUAUCUCUUUCCUGAGAGGGCUUCUUUCUUCAUUUCACCUCAAGUGCAAAAAGCCAAAAUUUGUUCAAGGUUUGGAGGAAGCAAAAAUGUAUCUUACUGAACAGAAGCUCUCAAAGAGGAUGCUGCGGAUACAGAAUCGUAUCGCUGCUGACAACAAUACUGAAAGCGAAGAAGGUGAAGGCAGUUCUGAUUCAGAGGAUGAAGGGUUGAGGAGAAAGAUUGAGGAUAUCAGAAGUUGCCCAUUUGAAUUGGGGGACUUGCAAGUAGUUAGCCUUGGGAAAAUAGUAGAAGAUACAGAGCUCUUUCGAGAUGAGAAAUUUAUCUGGCCAGAAGGCUAUACUGCUGUGAGGAAGUUCCCUUCGGUAACAGAUCCCGGUGUACGUGUCUCGUAUAAGAUGGAGGUACUGAGAGAUCCUGAUUUCAGGACACGGCCUUUAUUUAGAGUUACGUCAGAUAGUGGAGAACAGUUUAAGGGAUCUACACCAUCUGCUUCCUGGAAUAAAGUUUACAAACGGAUGAGAAAGACGCAAGUUGACAAUUUUGAUGAGUCAAUAUCUGGCGGUGAAAGUGAAAGGACUUUUGGAUCGGGUUCUCAUAUGUUUGGCUUUUCUCAUCCUGAAAUUUUGAAACUUAUAAAGGAAUUAUCAAACUCCAGGCUUCUUGCAAAAUCCUUGAAAUUGGCUUCUUCGAAAAAUCAAGAUCUGCCUGCUGGAUAUAGGCCUGUCCGUGUUAAAUGGAAAGAUCUGGACAAAUGCAACGUUUGCCAUAUGGAUGAGGAGUAUGAGAAUAAUUUAUUUUUGCAGUGUGAUAAAUGCCGAAUGAUGGUCCAUGCUAGAUGCUAUGGGGAGAGGGAGCCUAUGGAUGGAGUACUUUGGUUAUGCAAUUUGUGUCGUCCAGGAGCUCCAGUAGUCCCUCCCCCUUGUUGCCUGUGCCCUGUUAUCGGCGGUGCUAUGAAGCCUACUACUGAUGGACGUUGGGCUCAUCUUGCUUGUGCCAUUUGGAUACCAGAAACUUGCUUAUCUGAUAUAAAGAGAAUGGAGCCAAUUGAUGGUUUGAGCAGGAUCAGCAAGGACCGCUGGAAGCUCUUGUGUAGUAUCUGUGGUGUUCCUUAUGGAGCUUGCAUUCAGUGCUCAAACCAUACGUGUCGGGUGGCUUAUCAUCCUCUUUGUGCACGAGCUGCUGGCUUCUGUGUCGAGCUUGAGGAUGAAGACAGAUUGCAUUUAAUCCCCAUGGAUGAGGAUGAGGAGGAUCAGUGCAUUCGAUUGCUUUCUUUCUGCAAGAAGCAUAGAGCUGUAUCUAAUGAGCGUCCUGCUGUUGAUGAGUGGGUUGCACAAAAAGCUUGUGAACAUUCAGAUUAUACUCCUCCACCAAAUCCUUCUGGAUGUGCUCGCAGUGAGCCUUACAAUUAUUUUGGAAGAAGAGGAAGAAAAGAACCUGAAGUCCUUACAGCUGCAUCGUUGAAGCGCUUGUAUGUUGAAAAUAGGCCAUAUUUGGUUGGUGGCCACAGCCAACAUGAGCAAUUGAGUGAUACAUUAUCUUCCUCAUUUGCUGGUUCCAAAUACACCGUUGACCUUCAAAAGCUAAAGUGUUCGUUGCUUGAUGUGUCAAGGAGCAUACUUUCCAUGGUUGAGAAAUACAACUACAUGAAAGAAACCUUUAGAAAAAGGCUGGCAUUUGGGAAAUCCGGAAUACAUGGAUUUGGCAUCUUUACCAAGCUUCCUCAUAAAGCUGGGGACAUGGUAAUUGAGUACACUGGAGAACUUGUUAGACCUCCUAUUGCUGACCGAAGGGAGCACCUAAUUUACAACUCACUGGUGGGUGCUGGAACAUACAUGUUUCGAAUUGAUGAUGAGCGUGUUAUAGAUGCAACAAGGGCAGGAAGCAUUGCACAUUUGAUCAAUCAUUCAUGUGAACCAAAUUGCUAUUCAAGAGUUAUAAGUGUCAAUAACGAUCAACAUAUAAUCAUAUUUGCCAAACGAGAUAUUAAACAAUGGGAAGAAUUGACAUAUGAUUACAGAUUCUUUUCUAUCGAUGAACAACUUGCGUGUUAUUGUGGCUUCCCAAGAUGCCGAGGUGUAGUAAAUGAUACCGAAGCUGAGGAACGAAUGGCGAAGCUGUAUGCACCACGCAAUGAGUUAAUAGACUGGGGAGGAGAAUAAAGAGAAGUCUUCCCUUCGAAGUGACGUGUCUUUGGUCGCUUGCUCCCUGUUACCUACUACUAGCUGGUUCAGAUGUCCAUAUAUUGCUCCAGUUCUUGCAAUUUUUUUCUGCCUUUUCUGCUAAGGCUAGAGUUGUUCUGGAGCUUGCGGGCUUUAUAUAUUCCUCCACUUCCCAUUCUUACCAUGAAUGUCUCUGUACAGAAUUACCCAAUUAAUCUAUACUUUUCUGUUUCAUUUA
Messenger RNA from Nicotiana tabacum (common tobacco), 4333 nucleotides. RefSeq names its product histone-lysine N-methyltransferase ATX2. Lineage: Eukaryota; Viridiplantae; Streptophyta; Magnoliopsida; Solanales; Solanaceae. The record is from RefSeq and is a predicted model, not a curated record. Gene Ontology annotation, cellular component: chromatin; nucleus. Gene Ontology annotation, molecular function: protein binding. Gene Ontology annotation, biological process: regulation of transcription by RNA polymerase II.